Molecule: messenger RNA, 1656 nt
Organism: Drosophila serrata
Lineage: Eukaryota; Metazoa; Arthropoda; Insecta; Diptera; Drosophilidae
Source: RefSeq, a predicted model, not a curated record
AUCGAUAAUGUUUCCAGCAUUAUCUAAUCUAAUCAAUUGCAGCAAGCGACGCGUUUUUUGCACUCUUUUCACAAGAAAUUUUUCAUCUGUACUUUUUAAAAUAAAAACCUUGAGGCGGUGCUGAAUUUAUCUAAAUAAUAAAAACCCUAAGAAAAGAAGAAUUCAAGAUAAUGCCACUGGAUCAGGUGGUCAUAUCUUACUUCAGCCAACGCAGCUUCAUCAGUGUCGUGCUGCUCAGAUCCUUUGACCUGCUGAAGCCUGACACUCUCCUCAUACCCGGCGCCCAGGCAAUUGAAGUGGCUCCCAAUGGGAUUUCCUACACCGAGAAUAAUGUAGAGUAUCGCAUUGUUCUGGAUGAUAUGUUUGAGCUGACCGUCAAGUUUGAGGACGAUCGUUAUUAUGGUGCGGCCAGUCAGAGGGCCAGCAAUGUGACCUUCGGACUCAUUCUCCAACGAGUAAAUGUCCGGAAGAUUGCGGAUGUGAUCAUUGAUGUAAAAUUGGGUGAAUUGCCGCUUCGCAUCAGUUCCAGCGCGCCCUGCUCCCUUCACUGCAGCAAUUGUGCCAAUGAGGUAAUUCGGCGUCAGCAAUACCUCAGGAUUCAACCGGUCCCGGUGAUAACAAUGCGUCCGCAUAGCUUUUUCUGCGGACGCCACAAGAUCCCGGUGUAUCCGCAGGAGGACCAGCUCUUCUACGGAUUGAAUUACGUGGUGAUCUGCUUUCUGAUGUUGGGCAAUGGGGUGACUCGCUCCUGGAGACGUCGUCGCUUGGAAUGUUCCCGCUGUCGACAGGUCGUUGGCGAUGUCUUGGGCCAGGACGUGGCUAUCCGUUUGUUCGCAGACGCACUCCGCGUGAAGACUGACGGUGCUAAUGACCAGUCUCCGGUUAAGUUCAGGCAGGUCUUUGGGCAUGUGACCGCCACCCAGUUGAUGAUGCGCCUGCUCCAUGACGCCGAGCUCAUCAACCCGGACAAGACUCGCUUAUUACUGAAGGCCGUGCGUCCCGAUGGCCAGGUGCACUACCUGCAGAUGAUGGUGGACACUCAGCAGUUGUACCUCCUGCGUUCCCAGUUGCCCGGUCUCACGGAGCAUGAACUUUACGGGGAUGAACGGAAGUCGCCGGAACGGAAUUCACCGGAUCGGAGUGACACCAGCAGCGAGGGUGACAUCGAGAUAAAUAACAGCUAUACCAGUAGCAGCAGCUUCAACUCCAGUAUUCAAGAAGCGGACGAGUACAUGGUGACUCCACAAUCACCUCCAUAUGGACCCACCACUCCCCCCUAUGUGGCUCUGCGCGGCUUCCACGGCGUCCGCAUAAUUUUGUUUUCGGAAACCGAUCAAGAGUUGGUCGCUAACCAAGAGAUUCUGGAGCAAUGGUUCGACGAGGGUGCCCGUGAGUUCCGCGUCUCCUACGCAAUGAUUAUGGAGCUGCUCGCCGAACUGAAUGCGAACGUGAACAUGGUGGCCGCCCUGGAGAAGAAUAAUGAUCCGAUCUCUUCCAACCAUCCGCGUGUCAGCUACAUCGUCUAUGAGACAGACAAGGACUUUUAUGCCAGACAGCAGCUGCCAUUUGAGGAGCUCGACAUUUGAAUACGAGUAUUCCAAGAUCAUAUUAGACCUGCAUUAGCUAUUAUAUUAAAUAAUUAGCAGCAGCCAGUAA